Molecule: messenger RNA, 1612 nt
Organism: Chrysemys picta bellii (western painted turtle)
Lineage: Eukaryota; Metazoa; Chordata; Testudines; Emydidae
Gene: ACKR5
Product: G protein-coupled receptor 182
Biological process (GO): G protein-coupled receptor signaling pathway
Cellular component (GO): membrane
Molecular function (GO): G protein-coupled receptor activity
Source: RefSeq, a predicted model, not a curated record
UGAUGUACGUUUCCUGUAGGGAAGAGAGCUCCGAGGGGUGGGGGUAUGUGUGUGGAAGAAGCCAGCGAGCCCACCCUGAGCUCACUCUGGGAACGACGGUCCCGACAGCAUAGAUCCGCCUGAGCCACAGAGCUGGGGGCACCAGCUGCUCCUUCGCCACCCACCCGGGCACACCUUCAGCCUUCCACUGCAGCCGCUCACCGUCCACCAUGGCCGAGGUGACCACGGUCCCCGCUGAGACGCCGGAUCCCUUUAACGAGUUCGGGGACUACCACAACUGGACCCAGCUGCUCCAAUACCUGAACUACACCUUCACCUUCUGUGACACCCAUCUGGACGAGAACAUCAAGCGGGUGAUGCUCUUCAUCCUCUACUUGGUCAUCUUCGUGGUGGGGCUGGUGGAAAACAUUCUCGUCAUCUGGGUCAACUGGCACACCUGGGGCAACAAAAACCUGGUCAACCUCUAUAUCCUCAACAUGGCCAUCGCCGACUUAGGGGUGCUGUUAUCUCUGCCCAUCUGGAUGUUGGAGGCCAUGCUCGACUACACCUGGCUCUGGGGCAGCUUCCUGUGCCGCUUCACGCACUACUUCUACUUCGCCAACAUGUACAGCAGUAUCUUCUUCCUCAGUUGCCUCAGCGUGGACCGCUACGUCUCCUUGACAACGGCAUCCCACUUCUGGCACCAGCAUCAGCACCGGGCACGCCGCUUCCUCUGCUUCGGCAUCUGGGUCUUCGCCGCCCUCCUCCCCUUCCUGGAGGUGGCCCACACACAGCUGUUGGACUCGGUGGAGCCCAUGUGCAUCUUCCUGGCCCCCUUCGAGACCUAUGAUGAGUGGGCCCUGGGCAUCAGCUUAGCCACCACCAUCAUUGGGUUCCUCAUCCCCUUCUCCAUCAUCGCUGUCUUUAACAUACUGACGGCCAGGUACAUCAAGCACUCCAAGCCGGAAAGCAGGAAACACUGCCUCCUGAUCUACGCCUACAUCGUCGUGUUCCUAGUAUGCUGGCUGCCCUACCAUGUCACACUGACCCUCCUGACCCUCGAUGGCAGCCACUUCAUUUACAGCUGCAACGUUGCCAACUUCCUCUACUUCUUCUACGACAUCAUAGACUGUUUCAGCAUGUUCCACUGCGUGGCCAACCCCAUCCUCUACAACUUCCUGAGCAAGAACUUCCGCGGCAAACUCAUCUCGGCUGUGGUGAAGUACAUCCCCAAAGACCAAAUCAACCAGAAAGGCGGGGACAAUUCCUCUUCCAGCACCCAGCACUCCAUAGUCAUUACCAAAGACAACAUCCCACCUAAUUAAACAGCCACCGGGCUCUCCACGCAUUGCUGGCAGCUGGUCCCAGGGGUGGGCGGCUUCCUAAAUCAGACCCCCAAAAGAUUUCUUCCCCCGGCAAUAAGGCAAGAGACUUUGCGUUUUGAUGGCAUUUUCUCCUUGCCACCCACGCUCUGAAAGCUGGAGGGAGGGUAGAAAUGUGAUGCCGUGGGGAGCGGCAGAUGUUUUGCCUCUGACGUGCUCCCGUAUCAAAUCUCUUUAGCUAAAGAAACAGAAAGGAAGAGAUGUCCUAUUUUUCAAAGAAAUGCUCAUUGGUUUAUUACUAUCGAUUAUUC